AUGGAGACGAGUACAGAAUUUUUAAAAAGACUUCAAGAGAUAAGUGUAAAUACAUUCCCACCCGAUUUUCCCUUCAACUUAUCAAUACCAUCAUCAAUUGCUUUUUACUUUUCCCAAUGCGUGACUCUUUUCUUCCUUUUUAGAUUUCGCAAAUCAAAUACACCAAAAAAUACCAACACUCAAGUAUCGAGCCCAUUUUGCAAAUUGUUUGAAAUGUGUUUAUUCAUUUCCACCAAUGCUGCAUCUGUUUUCAUUACCUUAUCCGAUGAGAACGCACCCCCUUACUUCACUAUUGAUUUGAAGUAUUUCCUUGUUAUUGAAAUCAUAAUCAUAUAUGGAUUAUUUGUUGCGGACAUUGUUACGGCGAAGCUACAGCAACAAGAGCAAAUACGAGAAGAGGAAAUUCCAAGUCGAGUGGCUUCAAAAGAUGCAUCUUGGGUGAAAUACCUAUCAAAUCUCAAUAAUGAUUUCUUAAAAAUAAUAAUUAGUUACAACUUGAUCAUCAUAAAUUAUCUUCAAGUGAAUACGAUUUUCAAGUUGGUGGAAUUUGGGAUAAAAAUAUAUUGCAUUUUCAUUAUGUUACGAUAUGAAUUUGAAAGUGGAGAUGAAGAUGAAGAUGAAGAAGAAUGUGACGUUUGUCAAAAGGUUUAA
Messenger RNA from Lodderomyces orthopsilosis Co 90-125, 651 nucleotides. RefSeq lists its product as uncharacterized. Lineage: Eukaryota; Fungi; Ascomycota; Pichiomycetes; Serinales; Debaryomycetaceae. The transcript has a single exon. The coding region runs from base 1 to 651 and encodes 216 amino acids. The record is from RefSeq and is a predicted model, not a curated record.